AACAUGCAGAGGAACAAGCAGGUGGCGAUGGGCAGGAAGAAGUUCAACAUGGAUCCCAAGAAGGGCAUCCAGUUCCUGAUUGAAAAUGACCUGCUGAAGAACACGUGUGAGGAUAUCGCUCAGUUCCUUUACAAGGGAGAGGGCCUCAACAAGACAGCCAUCGGUGACUACCUGGGCGAGAGGGAUGAGUUCAACAUCCAAGUCCUGCAUGCCUUCGUGGAGCUGCACGAGUUCACUGACCUCAACCUCGUGCAGGCGCUGCGGCAGUUCCUGUGGAGCUUCCGGCUGCCCGGGGAGGCGCAGAAGAUCGACCGGAUGAUGGAGGCCUUCGCCCAGCGGUACUGCCAGUGCAACCCCGGCGUCUUCCAGUCCACAGACACCUGCUACGUGCUCUCCUUCGCCAUCAUCAUGCUGAACACCAGCCUGCACAACCCCAACGUCAAGGACAAACCCACAGCAGAGCGCUUCAUCGCCAUGAACCGUGGCAUCAACGAUGGAGGGGACCUACCUGAGGAGCUGCUCCGGAAUCUCUAUGAGAGCAUCAAGAAUGAACCCUUCAAAAUCCCUGAGGACGAUGGCAAUGACCUCACCCACACGUUCUUCAACCCUGACCGGGAGGGCUGGCUCCUGAAGCUAG
Messenger RNA from Antrostomus carolinensis (chuck-will's-widow), 637 nucleotides. RefSeq names its product cytohesin-1. Gene Ontology annotation, molecular function: guanyl-nucleotide exchange factor activity. The transcript has 6 exons. The record is from RefSeq and is a predicted model, not a curated record. Gene Ontology annotation, biological process: regulation of ARF protein signal transduction. The annotation marks the transcript as partial. NCBI's taxonomy places the organism in Eukaryota, Metazoa, Chordata, Aves, Caprimulgiformes, Caprimulgidae.